Papilio machaon (common yellow swallowtail) is the source of this 745-nucleotide messenger RNA. Its product is annotated as chromobox protein homolog 1. Gene Ontology annotation, biological process: chromatin organization; negative regulation of transcription by RNA polymerase II. The record is from RefSeq and is a predicted model, not a curated record. Bases 109 to 675 code for a protein of 188 amino acids. The transcript has 5 exons. Gene Ontology annotation, molecular function: chromatin binding. Gene Ontology annotation, cellular component: pericentric heterochromatin; nucleus. Lineage: Eukaryota; Metazoa; Arthropoda; Insecta; Lepidoptera; Papilionidae.
GAUACAUUCGGAAAAAUUGUGAGCGCUUGUAGGCCGGCUAUUCUGGAAGCAUUCAUAAAAGCGUUGAGCAUUUCUUAGUAUAUAACUUUUUCCCUAAUUGUAUUAGAAAUGGGCAAAAAGGACAAAAAAGGCGAAACAACCGAUCCAUCCAGCGAAGAAGAAUACAUCGUGGAAAAAGUGCUUGAUAAAAAAAUAGUCAAAGGAAAGAUCCAAUAUCUAUUGAAGUGGAAAGGCUACAGAGAGGACGAGAGUACUUGGGAGCCUGUUGAAAAUCUUGACUGUGAAGAGUUGAUCAAAACAUUUGAAGAAAGUAGAAAGGAAAAAGAGAAAUCCAAAAAGACGGAAGAGCGUGGUAAGAAACGUGUGCGAGAGUCUAGCGUGGAGACAACUGCGUCGGGGCGCAAGGGCCGCGGCACCAGCGUCUCGUCCGUUGAGGACCCUAAAGAGAACAAGCGUGAGAAGGAGCAAAAGUCUGGCUUCGAAAGAGGUUUUAAAGCUGAGAAAAUUAUUGGAGCGUCAGAUGCUACAGGUGAAUUGAUGUUCCUAAUAAAAUGGAUCGACUCUGAUGAAGCAGAACUGGUCCCCGCCAAGGUGGCCAACGUCAAAUGUCCUCAACAAGUAAUUGCAUUCUAUGAAGAAAGGUUGACAUGGCACACGCCAGCCGAGUCCGAUUGAUAGAACAAGUUCAAGAGUGCAUUUGAUUCAGACUUUAUAUGAAAAACUUACAAAAUUUAGUGUUUUAUGG